AUGUUGAUAAAUAGUGCACAUCGGGUUCUUUCCAAUGACGUACGAUCACGUAUAUCUACAAGUUUAACUAAAAGUAUUGAUGCAAAUGAAAAUAUUAAUCGUCCAAAAACAACAGUACAAUUUAUAAAUCACAAUGGAAUUGAUACAUUUAGACGAGAGAUAAUCAAUAAAGAAGCUGAAUCACGACGACUUUGGGCAGAAAAAUUUAAUCCUUGGCUAUCGGAAGAGUAUCAAAAAAUGUAUGAAAACAUGGCUCGUAAUCGUAAUGUUUUCGUUGAGCCCCAAGUUAUUUCUUUGCAUCGACCAGAAUGGAAACAGGAGGGAAACGUCUUGCCUCCACUAGAAAAACGUCGUCCAGGCGAACGACGUCGAAGAAAAGCGGGUGCAUUUCCAGAAACAGAAAACGAUAAAAUUGGUUGGCGUUGUUUACCUCACCAAUCGAUUGAAAUAUAUGGUUCAAAUAGAGCGAAAAAUAUUGCACCAUUACCAAAGCAAUAUAAAUUCUCUAGUUGGCCUGUCGAAAGUUUUUAUUGA
Didymodactylos carnosus is the source of this 534-nucleotide messenger RNA. NCBI's taxonomy places the organism in Eukaryota, Metazoa, Rotifera, Eurotatoria, Philodinida, Philodinidae. The record is from the annotation of a GenBank genome assembly.